Penicillium diatomitis is the source of this 1569-nucleotide messenger RNA. RefSeq lists its product as uncharacterized. The transcript has a single exon. NCBI's taxonomy places the organism in Eukaryota, Fungi, Ascomycota, Eurotiomycetes, Eurotiales, Aspergillaceae. The record is from RefSeq and is a predicted model, not a curated record. Bases 1 to 1569 code for a protein of 522 amino acids.
AUGAUCCUCUCAUACAUCCUUCAUGGCCACAUUCCGUUCUACUCGCGGAACCCUCCCCAUCCCGACUCUCUACUGGACGCCAAAUUAACAGAGGCCCCCAAUCUCCUCGACGUAGACGUGGGAGCACUCACUGCCCACUUUGCGGCGUCUCGGUUGUCAUAUUCGACUCAGGCACUGCCUGUCAACGUCCUGUUAGACACUCUUGUGCGCCCUAGCCUAGACGUGGACGUGUCAGAUUGCGCAUCGAAUGUCGAAUGGCGGUACAUGCCUGAAAAGGCGAUUCCGCACCUCAUCUUCGGCAAUGCGCCUCGCCCAGGAGGCCAAUGGACGGAGGAUCCACAUGGAGCAAGCUGGGAUAUUCAGACCUUGAGUUACGCUGCGAUGCUUUCCCUGCCGGGAUACUCAUUUGUCGACCAUCAUCGUGCCGUGAUAGGAGCGGACCUUCCGCCGUUCACCCGACCGACCCGACGAGAGAUCGCGGACUACUUCGAGGCAUAUCCGGGCGCGGUGAAGAUCGAUGAUGUCUUCCGCUGCGGCGAAGACGUCAAGGGGAUCUCCCGUACGGACACUGGAUUCUACAUCAAAUCUCACAACCUUCACUGCAAGCGGUUAGUGCUGGCCAGUGGCAUAUUCUCGGAAAUCCUUCCACCCCCGGCGAUGCUGCAGCCUGUACUGCAAACAUCGUCUACUCCGACGAUGCCGUUACUCGUGGUCGGCUCCGGGUUCUCUGCCGCCGACGCCAUCAUUUCCGCCCCGGCCCAUCAAAAGAUCCUGCACGUCUUUAGGUGGUCUCCCGGAGACCGUCCGUCCCCGCUGCGUGGAUGCCAUCAACACGCCUACCCGGAGUAUGCCGGUGUGUAUCGAUUGAUGAAGCGCGCGGCCCUGGCAAGCCGGACGGAGAAGAAAUCCCAGCGGCCAAAUGCUCGGCGAGGAUCUUCCAUGCCCUUCCUGGAAUCCCGGCAGUGGGACGACAUCUACGAAGGGCUUUCCAACGUGGAAAUUGUUGAAGUUGCUAUGAAGGAUCACGCAGCUGAGGUCACAUUCCGUCACGAGAACGGUUCAACAUUCAAGCGGUUAGUUCAGGGGCUCGUGUACGCCGCAGGGCGACGCGGCACAAUGGCCUACCUGGAGCCUGAGCUGCGCACCGAAGUACUGGAACAUGAUGAAGCCAACAACGACCUGGCUGUUUCAGGCCAGACAUUGCGCGCCAGAGCGCUGGAAAAUCUUCAAAUUGCCCCUGACGUUUACAUUAUCGGCAGUUUAACUGGCGAUUCACUCGUGCGCUUUGCUUACGGAGGUUGCGUUGUCACGGCAGGGCGUUUGAUAGAGCAUCGAGACGGUGAUCGGGGGUCACGCAGCCCGUGUAGCAGCGCCGUCUCCACACGGCCCACUUCCUCGUCACUUCAAGCGAUGAAUGGUAUGGACGGUCAUCACGUCUACCCGGUCGCCGAGGCCGAUCUCACUCGCGAAGACACUCUGCUAAGCAAGGUGUCCACCAUACCUGCGCCGACGAACGUGCAGAGCUGGUGGAAGACGGUCGUACAUAUGUGGAAAGACUUGACACGAUAA